This is a messenger RNA of Fomitopsis serialis, 3834 nucleotides long. RefSeq names its product Fusaric acid resistance protein-like-domain-containing protein. The transcript has 20 exons. NCBI's taxonomy places the organism in Eukaryota, Fungi, Basidiomycota, Agaricomycetes, Polyporales, Fomitopsidaceae. The record is from RefSeq and is a predicted model, not a curated record. Bases 238 to 3798 code for a protein of 1186 amino acids.
CCUCAGCCGCCGACAGGCCAACACAGUACAUUGCUCCGACUCGCCGCUCAUGACCAGUGUGCUGACUUCGUCGUCUACCUCCCUCGACUGAUAGCUCUUAGACUGCGACGAGGUCUUUGGGAUUUUCGAUCCAACUGUCGUCGUCGACGCGUCAAACAGUUGUAUUCGAUCGUGGUCACGGUGGCAUACGUGUAGUAAGGCUUUGACGGUCUCAUAGCCCGCUACUCUGGAUUCACCAUGUCUCGCAGCGUAGACGAUCUGAGACCUGCUGCGAUGGACAUCCCGGGCGCACGUCACGCACAGGAAUUGGCCGACCAGCUGCACAUCAUCGUAGGAUCUCCCGAGCAGGUUGACGACGGCAACCUACGUUCCCGGCAAAUGCGCAGUCCUCCGUCGCUUGAUAUUCCUCCAAGACCUAGCAUUUUACGCAAUAUCUCAACUGCAACCCUCCCACCUACACGAGGGUCGGGUACGCACUCUCGUAUUCACGACCUUCACUCUGGUGCUAGCUCUGGCUCUACCCUAAAUCACUUCCAAUCACGAGAAUGGAGCGUCUUUGGCGAGUUGUUCGACGCGAAGGAUCGGCUGAGGACGCCUGCCCCACACAGCACAGAAGUUCGCUUGAGGAAUCAUAAGAGACGCCAUACCACGAACCCGACUGCUCCUUAUCCUCCGUCGCAAGAUCGAGAAUGCCCUUCCGACACGGUGCAAUCGCCAGUAGAAGAUCCUAAUCUCACAGAACCUUCAACAGAAAUGAACAGUACUUCUCACUCCUCGUCGACGCGCCCGCGGUGGCGUUGGCCAUCCCUUUCUGCGCUGCCACCUCUCUCGCCUCUCCAACGCAACAUCCUCAAAUGUUCUGUAGCUUACUUCGUGGCGUCUCUCUUCACGUUUUCGCCAUAUCUUUCGGGUUUCAUUGCCGACCUCACCAAUUAUGGCCCUGGCGAGUCCUUUCCCGCACCUUCUGGCCAUAUGGUCGCUACAGUUGCCGUUUACUAUAACCCCGCAAAGACACUGGGCGGCAUGAUCGAAGCAGAUAUGUACUGCAUGAUGGGACUUUUGUUCGCAGCGUUCGUAUCCCUGAGCAGCAUGACCAUGUUUUGGUUCUUCGAGGUCAGAGCCGGCUGGGAGUGGCUGGCAGAUGCCCUAGUGAUCUUGUGGAUUGGGACUGGAAUGUCUCUUGUUGCCUGGACGAAACUAUGGAUGGCGAAGCCAACUUUCAACACCGCAUGCAGUAUGACCGCCAUUAUUCUCUUCGUGGUAGUGAUCAAGGAAGGUGGCCUUCAGACCCUUCUCCAAGUCUCCUUCAUCAUCUUGUGUGGAGCGACAGUCUCAAAUCUCGUCUGCAUGCUUCUCUGGCCUCAACGGGCUACUAAGAAUCUGCAGAAAGCGAUGACUCAGACGCUGCAGUCAUUCUCCACCCUGCUGGAGAUGCUCACGGACACGUUCCUCCUCGAGGAUUCGCUACAGAACCUCACUGGCGACAAGCUGCGAAAGGCUGCGGAGAGCCACCAGGCGAGUUUCACGAGUCUGAAGAAGCAUUUCGACGAGGCGCAGUCGGAGUGGCUCAUCGGCGGCCCCAAGAAACCUCGCGGAGACAAGACGGACAACCUGCGUGAGAGCUCCGGCCAGGCGUACCAGGACGCGAUCGGAUGUCUCAACCGACUCGGCCAGCAUCUGAACGGCCUGCGGAGUGGCACGACCCUCCAGUACGAGCUGAUCAAAGCGGAGAAGGACGGGAAGCUCGUGUUGAGGAACCGGUAUCCCAAUACGUCUGGCGGUACAAUGCCCACGGGGGCUGCAUCGGACUCGUCGGCGACCAUCCGAGAGGACGAGGAUGCGGCUAUGUUGCAGGCUGCUGCUUCCAUGUUUGGAGAUCUCAUUGACGACCUCGGUCCCCCGUUGAAGGCGCUCUCUACAGCUUGCAUAACGACGCUUAAGAGGCUAAAAGACGGAUUUACCGCGCGUAAAGAUCCCGUAAACCGUAUGACCUCCGCGGAGUUCCAACAGCUUGCGGAUGCUGUUCGAAGGGCUCUCUUUACAUUCGAGAGCACGUCCAACCACGCCGUGGUUCGGAUGUACAGACGCCAGCAGAACAUGUCUGGUACACAGUCUCGGGACUCAUACGGCUCGGCGCUUUACGAGAACCAUGUCCUGAUGGACAAUGAUGGCGAGAGUGUCUUCCUGGUAUAUUUCUUCAUUUUCACCCUGCAAGAAUUCUCGAAGGAGCUCAUCGCUCUCGUCGAUGCACUGGAAAGACUAUAUGCGGCGGAACAUGAACGUGCCAGCCCGCGUAUGAAGUGGAAGUGGCUGCGAGAUGCUAUUAGUAUAUCUGGCCCGCGGCGUGCCUCUCAGAACAAACGCAAUGAAAGGAGCUUUAGCAAGCGAUUCUCUGUAUAUUUCAAUCCAGGUCCACGACGCGAUCCUGUAGCGUUCCCGAAGAUCCGACCCCAUGCCCCGAAUACUAUGCAGACCCCUGCACGAUCAAAUUUGUCACUGAUUGGUCGGUUGAAGCAAUCGCUGUGGGCGAUCGGCGCACGGUUAAGGGAACCUGACAUCAAGUAUGCUUUCAAGGCCGGAAUGGCUACCGCGAUGCUUGCCGCCCCUGCCUUUUUCGACUCUACACGGCCACUAUUCUUGCAUUAUCGCGGAGAAUGGGCCCUAAUCUCGUUCUUCGUCGUCAUAUCCCCAACCAUUGGAGCAACAAAUUUCAUGGGAGUGCACCGAGUGCUAGGCACGCUCUUCGGCGCAACAACUGCAGCUGGCAUCUGGACGCUUUUCCCGGAGAAUCCCUACGCCCUCUCGAUCUUCGGAUUCUUCUUCUCCAUCCCUUGCUUCUACUACAUCGUAGCCAAGCCACAAUAUGCGACAUCGUCCAGGUUUGUGUUGCUGACGUACAACCUGACGUGUUUGUAUUGCUACAACUUGCGGCGGAAGGAUGUUGAUGUCCUCGAAAUUGCUUACCAUCGCGCAGUCGCCGUCACAAUCGGAGUCAUCUGGGCAGCCAUUGUAUCGCGUUACUGGUGGCCGACGGAGGCACGACGCGCUCUGGGUAAAGCUCUUGGAGAGUUCUGCCUCAAUAUGGGAUGGUUAUACACCCGUUUGGUCGCCUUUAACUCGUUUGCCGAUGCCGACUUGCGAGCAAUGCAGGAUGAUGCCGACGAUGAAUCUGAAUCAUCGCCUUUCAUGCCGCAGUCGCGAAACGCACAUCUUACCAACUCCAUUCAUCACUUCAUGGCCAUGGAGCUGCAUCUGCAGAUCAAGCUGAUUGAAAUCCAAGGCUUGCUGGCUCAGACGCAACACGAGCCUCGUUGGAAGGGUCCAUUCCCGGUCACCUUGUAUCGGUCAAUCUUGACAAGUCUACAGAAAAUAUUGGAUCAAUUACACAGUAUGCGGUGUGUGACGGCGCGGGAGGAAUGGCAUACGACCGUCCGUCGCGACUUCAUCUUGCCCGUGAACAGGGAACGACGCGAGAUGGUUGGGAAUAUUAUUCUCUAUUUCUCGACCCUAUCCGCUGCGUUUGCCUUGAAAUCGCCCCUUCCUCCGUAUCUGCCUCCCGCCGAGGAGGCGCGACUACGUCUGGUCGAUGCGAUCAGGAAGCUCGACGUUGUCCGCAAUCGAGACGUACGGGGGUCGAGGCAGCUCCUCUUCUUCGCCUACGCGCUCACCAUGAAAGGCGUCAUACAAGAGCUCAACUUCCUCGGGCAUACCCUGCAAGAUGUCUUCGGUGUAAUCGGACAGUCGCGGGAAGAGUUCGAAGCUUUGUUCAACGUCAUCGAUGCGCCCAGCGACGUCUAACAUGUUUACUGCUGCGUCGUACUGAUUCCAACCGAU